GCUGGUAGGUCUUAAUUGUGGACCACAGCACCAGAUCUGCAGCAAUCUCCGGGGCUCCGUCUCCACUGCCCUUCCCUGCGAAGAGUUUUCCUGUCAGCAGCUGCUGUGACAGGCAGUCAGAGGGAGGACUUUGCCCAGUUAUUUCUCCACUGGAGGAAACCUCACCAGAGUCCACUAUCGCUUUCAUUUUCAACUCAGAGCAAAUGUUCAUCUUGUAAUCAUCUUGUAAGGAAGGUAGCCCAGAAACAGUGACAACUCCCUAGAGAGUGUGCCUUGCUGGACAGAAGAAAUGUCAACUCAGUUAGGUUCAUGGGGACAGAAGGACAGGAGCGGACUGGGGGAAGGCAAAGAAUCCGAACGGAGGAUUGUCCUGGUGGGUAAGACCGGAGGUGGGAAAAGUGCCACAGGAAACACCAUCCUCGGCCGGAUGAAAUUUAGCUCCAUUCUUGCAGUGAAGUCAACAACCAAGGCCUGUCAAAAGGAGAAUGGGAAAUGGAAUGGCUGGGAUUUUUCUGUGAUUGACACGCCAGCUAUUUUUGAUUCAAAAAUCCACUCCCAAACAUCUCCCGAACGCAGCCAUUGCAUCGAACUCUGUGAGCCCGGCCCUCAUGCUCUGGUGUUUGUGACUCAGGUGGGCCGCUUCACCGCAGAAGAUGAGGAGGCAGUAGAACAAGUCCAGGAUGUCUUUGGGAUGGAGGCCACCAAGCACAUGGUUGUCUUGUUCACCCGCAAAGAAGAUCUAGAGGGAGACUCUUUGCAGAAUUAUGUGAGGUUGUCAGAUAACAAGGCCCUCCAGAAGCUGGUUGAGAAAUGUGGGGGGCGCAUAUGUGCUUUCAAUAACAGGGCAGAAGGAGCAGAACAGAAACGGCAGGUCUCUGAGCUGAUGAAAAAAAUCCAGGAGGUGGUUGAGGAGAAUGGGGGGAGGUAUUGUUCAAAAACCAGAGGCGACAGAGAAAACAGUAAACAAGCCAAGAAAAAGAGAGGCUGCUCAAAGGGGUUGUGCUGUUGCUUCUCCUGACUUGUAUCAUUACCAUAAUUUAUAGCAUUAAGUUCUUUCUAAAAUAGCUCUCAAUGACUUUCUCAUUCUAGUAUGUUUCUCAUCACGAUUCUGGCAUUAGUGUGAAGUUUGUUCGCAAAGCAGCUUGGAGCAGCACAUCACUUUGGCUCUCAUGCAAACUAAAAAGUUGUAUAUAAGCCAUGUAGCAUAAAUUCAACUCAUCUCUGUAUUAUUAUAUCUUACUGUUUUUCAUUUGCAACUAGGAUUCUACGUUAUCUGUCGUCAUCCUGGUGUGGUUUUGUUUUCUGGAGGUGCUCUACGUUUCUGAAAUGCCCACUCUGCAGAACUCUUUAUUUGGGAUGAGUUAUGCUUUUGGAUGGCAAAAGUAUUGCAGUUUUGUUUUAUGAUAAAAAGUGUGAUGUUAGCCUGUAUCCAAAGCUUGGGCAUGAGGAAGGCCGCAAAUAUAAAUGAUCAUAUGCACAUAAA
Rhineura floridana is the source of this 1483-nucleotide messenger RNA. Its product is annotated as GTPase IMAP family member 1-like. Gene Ontology annotation, molecular function: GTP binding. The record is from RefSeq and is a predicted model, not a curated record. Lineage: Eukaryota; Metazoa; Chordata; Lepidosauria; Squamata; Rhineuridae. Bases 290 to 1018 code for a protein of 242 amino acids. The transcript is spliced from 4 exons.